Molecule: messenger RNA, 532 nt
Organism: Entamoeba invadens IP1
Lineage: Eukaryota; Evosea; Mastigamoebida; Endamoebidae
Product: NEDD8-conjugating enzyme Ubc12, putative
Exons: 1
Source: RefSeq, a predicted model, not a curated record
AUGAGAACAUUGAAGAAGAAGAUUGAAGCCGCGAAGACCGCAUCGUCAGGUCCAAAUAGUUCACCAUCGCCAACUGGCGAGCUCCAACAAGGUGGGAUCUCAAAAAUAGCUCGCGCACGACUCCAAAAGGAUUUCGCCGAGUACGAAGCGAUACCCGGGUGCAUCUUUGAGCAAAUUGAUGCCAACGACUACACAAAGUACAAAUUGAUUUUAUCACCGCUCGAGGGGUAUUACGAGGGUGGAAAGUGGUCCUUCCUCUUUGAAUGUCCGCGCGAUUACCCAAACAACCCACCUAAAGUUUCUUGCAUCACACAAAUAUACCACCCAAAUAUCGACUUGGAUGGACACGUCUGUCUUUCAACACUCAGAGUCGACAAGGACUGGUCCCCAGUUAGCACAUUGAGUCACGUCGUCGCUGGAAUUCUCUCACUUUUCCUCGAACCGAACCCCGAAGACCCACUUAAUAUUGAGGCAGGUGAAUUGAUGAAGAAAGAUCUCAACGAGUUUGUCAGGACUGUAACAGAACAAGAAA